Messenger RNA from Thlaspi arvense, 450 nucleotides. Lineage: Eukaryota; Viridiplantae; Streptophyta; Magnoliopsida; Brassicales; Brassicaceae. The record is from the annotation of a GenBank genome assembly.
AUGAACAGGCGAAGAAAGAGAGGUGCACUUCAAGGAAUGUGCAAAAAAGCACCUUACCUAGGGAUGUGGCUUCAUGGGCCUAGCUCCAGAACGAUAUCUGCUGUUCCAGGCAGCACAUGUUACAGCUUCCAGGGACAGAAUCAGCAGCCCUCUGGGUUCCGACAAAGUCAACAGCCUUCACAAAAUUAUGGAGCUCUUGGUUACCCCAACUUCUAUCAUUCGCAGUCUGGAAUUUCUCUAGAGCAUCAGCAGCAAAACUCCCGAGAUGGGCCACUUGUUGGCUCUCAAGGCCAGCCUCCUAAGCAGUCCCAGCAGAUAUGGCAAAACAGUUACUAUGCCACCACGUCUUCCCUCUCCGGUUUUUCAGGGCUUUGUAAGGAGUUUGAAAAGUGGCCAAUCAAGGCAAUCUGGGCUCAGUGCAAGUUUUAUAGUGUUCGAACGAGGACUUGA